AUGGCUGUAGAGAAACAGUUAUGAAGAUCCGCGGUUCUACAAGAAAUGAAUAUGUCGCAAUUGACAAAUUAACAAAGAAGCCUCCAAAACAACCCGGGAUACAGGGGCCCGUGGAGAGGGUCAGGGAGAGGAGCAGACCUCUGGCACCGGCCCUGGGAGAGAGGAGGGGCCACAACAGAGGGAGGAGGACUGAACAAGCCCAUUGGACAUCUGCCUUGGGACAGAGCCAUGACCAGUCUUGAGCCGGAUAGAAGGCUGGACUCCACACUCUGACUGAAACCUCCAACCUCAAGCACAAAACUGAGACAGGUCUCGGUCUAGACCUCCAUACCAGGCCAGAUGAUGAAGAGCCUCCAGUUCAGAAGCAUCGCCCCCAAGGCCCCAGCAGCGUUGGUUCCCUCCCCGGCCGCCGUCCUGUCCUGCCAGCACCCCUCUGCCCUCCCGGAAGCAGCCUCCACAGCCGUCAGCUCCAAGUCUAUCCUGGUCCCGGCCCAGAACUAUGCCCUGAUGCAGGUGGCAGGGCAGGAGGGUACCUUCUCUCUGGUGGCCCUACCGCCCUCCGUAUCCCCUCAGUCGCCACAGCAGCAACAACAGCAGCAGCAACAGCCAAUCCAGAAAAACCUGAAGCUGCCCAUCCCCAGGUACCAGCCAGUGAGGACCAAGAACACCCCGGAGAAGGUCAAAUCAGUCACGCCCACCGCUGGCAGCGCCAGGGGGGUGAAGACACCCACCAAGGUUGCCGUGACAUCCUGGGAACAACGGUCAAUAGCAGCAGUAAAGAAGAAGUUGUCAUUGCCUGAGCCCAAGGAGGAGCCAUCAGAACAGGUCAUACUGAUCGACUCUUCAGCCUCCUCUGAGAUCUCAGCCCUCACAGCCCUGCUCCCAGACAACGCUGUGCUCUACUCUGGCUCUCCGCUGGAGCGAAUAGCAGUGGUGGACACCACCACCGACCACCGGUCCACUCCUGCCCACGCCCCCGGCCCUGUCACCAGCAUGCUGCAGAACCUCCACUACCCAUCUGGUGGCGUUACUAAAAGCUCCCCAGUCAAACCAUCACAGGAGGAGAGCAGCGGUAAGGUUGCUAUCAGGCCGUGCCAACCCAAACCUACAGCCCAACAGCCCCAGCCCCAUCCACAGCCAGCUAGUAGCAGCAUCACCGUCCUCUCUCCAGCCAUCUUCAGCAAAGCUGUCCAGAUCAUCCCCUCCCCACCCAAGGGCAAGCUGCCCAUCCUGCCCUACUCCAAGAUGAAAAGCACCCUCAUACCCGCCGCCAAACUCAACCUCAACGCCAUGUCCCCCAAGAAGGCUUUCCCUAGCCAGCCCGGCCUUUCCCCUUAUCCCUCUGAUCCCCAGUCCAAGACCCCGGAGACUGCUGAGGCCCUAUGUCAGAACCACAUGCCAAACUCCCUGCUGCAGAACCAGGCACAGGCCAAGACCACAGGCACCCUGUCGCUGCUGGGAAUGCUACAGAUCCAGAAACCACCGGGCAAGAAGAGGGGGAGGAAGAGGAAGACAAUGGAGGACAUUCUGGCCUUCGAGGCGAGGAAGAAGAGGUCGUUGUCGUUCUUUCGGAGGAGGGUGCCAGAGAAGCCUUCUCCCUCAGCCGUCAUCUCCUCCCCGCUGUAUAAACAGCAGAGGGAGGUGGACAUCUCUAAGAAGUACCGCAGCAUCAGACCCAAACCUCACCACAUGCUGCUGAUGGAGACUGUACCCCAGCUGGUCAGCCUGCCCUCCCUCACCUCCUCUGACAGCCUGGAUCCAGAGCUCCUCGUGGGGCAUCAGCUCUCUGCCGAGGUCCUGGAGCCUGGUCCUCCCCAGCCCCAGCCAGCCUCUACCCCGCUAUACCUGAAAGGGGGCCCUUCUCAGAGGGUCUACCUGGGCAGUAGCCAGCCCCUCCAUCGCUGCCCUACCUGCAGCCGCUGCUUCCAGUUCAAACACCACCUCCAGAGCCAUAUGAACAGCCACACAAACAGCAGGCCUUACUUGUGUCCUGUGUGUCGUAAGGCCUAUGCCCACUCUGGCUCCCUCAGCACCCACAUGAAGCUGCACCACUCUGACGGGAGACCACGGCGGACGCUUCGCUGUGAGUUCUGUGAGAAGGCGUUUGGCUACGUGGGAGUGUACUUCAGCCAUUUGAGGGAGGUGCAUAAGGUCAUCCUGACCGUGGAGCCGUCCAUCAGCCAGCAUGAAGAUGAUGUGCCUGUGGAGGGGGCCAUGUCUCCAGACCUGGGGGACGAGCAGGGCCAGAAAGAGCGAGAGGACCCGGUGGAACUCCAGAUCAAGUGUAGCCGCUGUCAGGCCAUCACCCCCACCUUCGCUGACAUGAAGCUGCACCUGCUGUACGUGCACGGAGAGGAGGUCCAGGUGCGCCUGCGGGACGGGGCUGGGGGGGUGGGAAGGUCACUGCGGGGGGGCCGGGAGGCAGAGGACGAGCUGGUGAAACACGCCGCCCACUACUGGCGCCAGCUCAACGAGAAGAGGAACCUAGUCCGGUGCGGGAGCUGUGAUGAAGAGUUCUUCUCCUUCUCCAAGCUGAAGCGUCAUAUCCUCUCCCACCACCAGGGGGGACCGGAGAAUGAUGGAGAUGGAGAGGGAGAGCCGACCGGCCGCUCAGCCCGAGGAGGGAGAGGGGUCCUGAGGCAGGGAUUGGUGUUUAACUGUGUGCUGUGCAGUCAGGUCCUGGACAGUAAGGAGGAGGUGAUGGAGCACUGGAUGGGCCACCACCACUGUGAGGAGACCGAGGUACUCUGGGAGGCCCUCGGCUCCUACUCGGGGGACAGGGAGAUGGACUCGCCCGACCACAGCACACGUUAACAUGGCACUGGACACGUUCCAGGUCGUCUCUGUUGCAGUCACGUUGCACAUCUCAGAAGAUUGACUUUACCUAUUCCUUCUAGCUUCUAGGGAAGCGAAGGGCCUGAACUGUGCAUCAGAAGAUUGCUAUACCAUAUCAACGUGGUUUCUGAGAUGUUAAAAAAUACUUCUCCAGGCGUUGUGGGAUCUGAUAAUAGGGGCAGCCUGACUGCAAUAAAUAUGACCUGAAACGUACCCACUAUCUGUGUCUGUCUGAGCCGAUCCUGCACUGUGGGCUGCUCUCAAACACACCAAGUUAGUCCCUAUUCACACUAUCCAGCCGACCCCAACGAUGCAAUGGGGACUUUCAAGUGGUCCUUUCUAGUACAUUUCCAGCAACUAUGGUGGAUGGGUAACCACUAACCAGGCAAGUACAGCUCAACUCAGUAUGGUGAAAAGGGUAUUAGUCCAUACAGAGGUCAGUUAUAGCACAGGUUAGUUUGUUAGAGAAUCCACUUGAUACAUUACAAAUUAUUAUUUUGGUAUUUUGUGGACUGCACAGUUUUUUGUUUUGUGUCGUGUGUUGAUUUAGUUUUUUGACGUUUCAUAUUUUUGUUUAAUAAAAUGGAAAGGAUUGGAUUGUUUUGUAUUGCAUACAGUGCCUUGCAAAAGUAUUCACCCCCCUUGGCGUUUUUCCUAUUUUGUUGCA
This is a messenger RNA of Coregonus clupeaformis (lake whitefish), 3502 nucleotides long. RefSeq names its product zinc finger protein 438. Gene Ontology annotation, cellular component: nucleus. Bases 340 to 2814 code for a protein of 824 amino acids. Gene Ontology annotation, biological process: regulation of gene expression. The record is from RefSeq and is a predicted model, not a curated record. Lineage: Eukaryota; Metazoa; Chordata; Actinopteri; Salmoniformes; Salmonidae. The transcript is spliced from 5 exons.